UGUGUGCCAGUCUCGCCCAGUAUGCCCGUGCCUGCAAGAUGGAGGGAGGGAAUCCUGGCAGAUGGAGACUGGGUGUGGAUGAAUGCCAGCUGAACUGUCCUUCGAACACUGUGUACGAUCCAUGCUUCAGUGGCUGUCCAGCAACAUGUUCCUCUGCUUCCAGCUCAUUGUCCUGCAAUGCCACCUGCCAGGAGACAUGCCGGUGUGAGGAUGGACUGGUGCUCGAUGGCGGGAAGUGCGUUGAUCCAUCGCAGUGUGGUUGCACUCUGGACAACGGUGUUUAUAUUCCGUCUGGGGGAGCAUGGACCGACUCGGACUGCACACAACACUGCACCUGUGAAGCUGGGCGUUCCCAGUGUGAUGCUUUUGAGUGCGGAGAGAACGAGGAAUGUGAUAUCAAGAACGGAGUUCCAAGCUGUUACUGCAAAGACGGCUACACCUCCCUUGGAGAUGCCUGCUUUAGAGCUCCUGGGUAUUGUCAGAUCUGGGGUGAUCCUCAUUAUGUUACCUUCGAUAAGAAGAAGUACAACUUCCAGGGUGCCUGCGACUACACUUUGGUCAGAGAUUGCGGAAACUCCAGUGACUACCACCUGUGGUCCAACAAUGAACGACGGCGCCCAUCCGACCGUGUUUCUUUCCUGAGGGAAGUGAUACUUGAUCUGAGGGGUUCCCGAUACUCUUUGAUGAAGGGCUUCCACGUCAGAGUAAAUGGCGUAGAUGUGUCUGACUACCUUCCCUACAUUGAUGACCAGGCCUUGAUCUACCGGAUUAUUUCCCUCUUUCUUUUCUUUUAGAAUCUGGUAACGGAUUUCUUGUGGGUGAGCUACGACGGACAAGACAGCGCCGAUGUGUACCUGAGCUACUAUGCAGGAAGAACCUGUGGCCUUUGUGGAUCUUUUGAUGGGAGAAAGAAUGAUUUGCUGCUUCCUUCCGGUCAACAGGCAAGAUCUGCCACUGAGUUUGGAAACAGUUGGGUGGUUAAUCCUGACCAGUGCGAAGAUGUGGAUCCAGGUCCAACCGAUCCUUGCGAGGAGGGAGAGAACGGACUGACAGCAUCUAGUGAUCUCUGCUAUUACUUGAAGGAUCCUACAGGACCAUUUGAAUCUUGUAUUGAGAUUUUGAGCCCUGACGACUACUACGACUCCUGCGUCUAUGACGUUUGCUUAACCGGUGAUGAUGCUCUGUGUGCCAGUCUGGCCCAGUAUGCCCGUGCCUGCAAGAUGGAGGGAGGGAAUCCUGGCAGAUGGAGACUGGGUGUGGAUGAAUGCCAGCUGAACUGUCCUUCGAACACUGUGUACGAUCCAUGCUUCAGUGGCUGUCCAGCAACAUGUUCCUCUGCUUCCAGCUCAUUGUCCUGCAAUGCCACCUGCCAGGAGACAUGCCGGUGUGAGGAUGGACUGGUGCUCGAUGGCGGGAAGUGCGUUGAUCCAUCGCAGUGUGGUUGCACUCUGGACAACGGUGUUUAUAUUCCGUCUGGGGGAGCAUGGACCGACUCGGACUGCACACAACACUGCACCUGUGAAGCUGGGCGUUCCCAGUGUGAUGCUUUUGAGUGCGGAGAGAACGAGGAAUGUGAUAUCAAGAACGGAGUUCCAAGCUGUUACUGCAAAGACGGCUACACCUCCCUUGGAGAUGCCUGCUUUAGAGCUCCUGGGUAUUGUCAGAUCUGGGGUGAUCCUCAUUAUGUUACCUUCGAUAAGAAGAAGUACAACUUCCAGGGUGCCUGCGACUACACUUUGGUCAGAGAUUGCGGAAACUCCAGUGACUACCACCUGUGGUCCAACAAUGAACGACGGCGCCCAUCCGACCGUGUUUCUUUCCUGAGGGAAGUGAUACUUGAUCUGAGGGGUUCCCGAUACUCUUUGAUGAAGGGCUUCCACGUCAGAGUAAAUGGCGUAGAUGUGUCUGACUACCUUCCCUACAUUGAUGACCAGGCCUUGAUCUACCGGAUUAUUUCCCUCUUUCUUUUCUUUUAGAAUCUGGUAACGGAUUUCUUGUGGGUGAGCUACGACGGACAAGACAGCGCCGAUGUGUACCUGAGCUACUAUGCAGGAAGAACCUGUGGCCUUUGUGGAUCUUUUGAUGGGGAGAAGAAGAAUGAUUUGCUGCUUCCUUCCGGGGAUUUGGCAAGAUCUGCCACUGAGUUUGGAAACAGUUGGGUGGUUAAUCCUGACCAGUGCGAAGAUGUGGAUCCAGGUCCAACCGAUCCUUGCGAGGAGGGAGAGAACGGACUGACAGCAUCUAGUGAUCUCUGCUAUUACUUGAAGGAUCCUACAGGACCAUUUGAAUCUUGUAUUGAGAUUUUGAGCCCUGACGACUACUACGACUCCUGCGUCUAUGACGUUUGCUUAACCGGUGAUGAUGCUCUGUGUGCCAGUCUCGCCCAGUAUGCCCGUGCCUGCAAGAUGGAGGGAGGGAAUCCUGGCAGAUGGAGACUGGGUGUGGAUGAAUGCCAGCUGAACUGUCCUUCGAACACUGUGUACGAUCCAUGCUUCAGUGGCUGUCCAGCAACAUGUUCCUCUGCUUCCAGCUCAUUGUCCUGCAAUGCCACCUGCCAGGAGACAUGCCGGUGUGAGGAUGGACUGGUGCUCGAUGGCGGGAAGUGCGUUGAUCCAUCGCAGUGUGGUUGCACUCUGGACAACGGUGUUUAUAUUCCGUCUGGGGGAGCAUGGACCGACUCGGACUGCACACAACACUGCACCUGUGAAGCUGGGCGUUCCCAGUGUGAUGCUUUUGAGUGCGGAGAGAACGAGGAAUGUGAUAUCAAGAACGGAGUUCCAAGCUGUUACUGCAAAGACGGCUACACCUCCCUUGGAGAUGCCUGCUUUAGAGCUCCUGGGUAUUGUCAGAUCUGGGGUGAUCCUCAUUAUGUUACCUUCGAUAAGAAGAAGUACAACUUCCAGGGUGCCUGCGACUACACUUUGGUCAGAGAUUGCGGAAACUCCAGUGACUACCACCUGUGGUCCAACAAUGAACGACGGCGCCCAUCCGACCGUGUUUCUUUCCUGAGGGAAGUGAUACUUGAUCUGAGGGGUUCCCGAUACUCUUUGAUGAAGGGCUUCCACGUCAGAGUAAAUGGCGUAGAUGUGUCUGACUACCUUCCCUACAUUGAUGACCAGGCCUUGAUCUACCGGGAUGUGACAUCAGUGAAUCUGGUAACGGAUUUCUUGUGGGUGAGCUACGACGGACAAGACAGCGCCGAUGUGUACCUGAGCUACUAUGCAGGAAGAACCUGUGGCCUUUGUGGAUCUUUUGAUGGGGAGAAGAAGAAUGAUUUGCUGCUUCCUUCCGGGGAUUUGGCAAGAUCUGCCACUGAGUUUGGAAACAGUUGGGUGGUUAAUCCUGACCAGUGCGAAGAUGUGGAUCCAGGUCCAACCGAUCCUUGCGAGGAGGGAGAGAACGGACUGACAGCAUCUAGUGAUCUCUGCUAUUACUUGAAGGAUCCUACAGGACCAUUUGAAUCUUGUAUUGAGAUUUUGAGCCCUGACGACUACUACGACUCCUGCGUCUAUGACGUUUGCUUAACCGGUGAUGAUGCUCUGUGUGCCAGUCUCGCCCAGUAUGCCCGUGCCUGCAAGAUGGAGGGAGGGAAUCCUGGCAGAUGGAGACUGGGUGUGGAUGAAUGCCAGCUGAACUGUCCUUCGAACACUGUGUACGAUCCAUGCUUCAGUGGCUGUCCAGCAACAUGUUCCUCUGCUUCCAGCUCAUUGUCCUGCAAUGCCACCUGCCAGGAGACAUGCCGGUGUGAGGAUGGACUGGUGCUCGAUGGCGGGAAGUGCGUUGAUCCAUCGCAGUGUGGUUGCACUCUGGACAACGGUGUUUAUAUUCCGUCUGGGGGAGCAUGGACCGACUCGGACUGCACACAACACUGCACCUGUGAAGCUGGGCGUUCCCAGUGUGAUGCUUUUGAGUGCGGAGAGAACGAGGAAUGUGAUAUCAAGAACGGAGUUCCAAGCUGUUACUGCAAAGACGGCUACACCUCCCUUGGAGAUGCCUGCUUUAGAGCUCCUGGGUAUUGUCAGAUCUGGGGUGAUCCUCAUUAUGUUACCUUCGAUAAGAAGAAGUACAACUUCCAGGGUGCCUGCGACUACACUUUGGUCAGAGAUUGCGGAAACUCCAGUGACUACCACCUGUGGUCCAACAAUGAACGACGGCGCCCAUCCGACCGUGUUUCUUUCCUGAGGGAAGUGAUACUUGAUCUGAGGGGUUCCCGAUACUCUUUGAUGAAGGGCUUCCACGUCAGAGUAAAUGGCGUAGAUGUGUCUGACUACCUUCCCUACAUUGAUGACCAGGCCUUGAUCUACCGGGAUGUGACAUCAGUGAAUCUGGUAACGGAUUUCUUGUGGGUGAGCUACGACGGACAAGACAGCGCCGAUGUGUACCUGAGCUACUAUGCAGGAAGAACCUGUGGCCUUUGUGGAUCUUUUGAUGGGGAGAAGAAGAAUGAUUUGCUGCUUCCUUCCGGGGAUUUGGCAAGAUCUGCCACUGAGUUUGGAAACAGUUGGGUGGUUAAUCCUGACCAGUGCGAAGAUGUGGAUCCAGGUCCAACCGAUCCUUGCGAGGAGGGAGAGAACGGACUGACUGCAUCUAGUGAUCUCUGCUAUUACUUGAAGGAUCCUACAGGACCAUUUGAAUCUUGUAUUGAGAUUUUGAGCCCUGACGACUACUACGACUCCUGCGUCUAUGACGUUUGCUUACCGGUGAUGAUGCUCUGUGUGCCAGUCUGGCCCAGUAUGCCCGUGCCUGCAAGAUGGAGGGAGGGAAUCCUGGCAGAUGGAGACUGGGUGUGGAUGAAUGCCAGCUGAACUGUCCUUCGAACACUGUGUACGAUCCAUGCUUCAGUGGCU
This is a messenger RNA of Lytechinus variegatus (green sea urchin), 4847 nucleotides long. Its product is annotated as zonadhesin-like. Gene Ontology annotation, molecular function: protein binding. NCBI's taxonomy places the organism in Eukaryota, Metazoa, Echinodermata, Echinoidea, Temnopleuroida, Toxopneustidae. The record is from RefSeq and is a predicted model, not a curated record.